GUGCAGCUCCCGCAGUUCCCCCCUCUCUCUCUCUCUCUCUCUCCUGCGCUGGGGCUGGUGUGUUGAUAUAUUUAUUUAUCUGUGUGUGUGUAUGGUGUAGUUUCGCCGGAUGUGGUGUUCCGAUCCGCGACAAGGAUUCCAGCGCCAGGGAUGGUGCAUCUGCUGGGAAUACUCCUACUACUGCUGAUACUGCCGAGUACUCCAGGUUUGAGAUGUCUGAACGGUGUAAAUCCUUGUGGCAACGGAGGGAGUUGCCAAUCACUCAGUAACGGAACCGCAACUUGUCUCUGCGUGCCACCCUACAUCGGUGACCUGUGCCAGUUUGUGGACCCCUGCUCCGGCAACCGGUGUCUGCACGGCGCCGCCUGUCACACCCGCGCCCGCAACGGCUCUCUCUCCGCCUUCUGCUCCUGCCCUCCCGGCUACGCGGGCCGGCGGUGCGAGAGGAGCGCGGUGAACCGCGCCUGCCUGACCAACCCGUGCCUGAACCGGGGGACCUGUGAGCCGGCCUCUGCCUCCCAGUACCGAUGCCGGUGUCUGCAUGGCUGGACCGGGCGUCAUUGCCAGUUGGCAGAUAUGUGCAGUGCCAACCCCUGCACCAACGGUGGGAGUUGUACCAGUACUGAGGGGCACUUUACCUGCCGCUGCCCCCCAGGCUUUGAGGGUCAGGUCUGUGAGAUCGAUGUGGACGAGUGUAGCUCGGGGGAUGCCAGACCCUGCCAGAAUGGAGCCAGCUGUGUCAAUGUGCCCGGCUCGUACAGCUGCACGUGUCCUCCUGGAUUCACCGGCGCCAACUGUGAGCUCCCCUCUGCCACCUGCUACCCAACAUCCUGCCAUAACGGAGGAACGUGCCUCACCCGUCCCGGAGAGAUGUACCACUGCGCCUGUCUCCCAGCCUACACCGGUCGGUUUUGUGAGGUGAAUGUCGAUGACUGUGAGGACCACCAGUGUCAGAACGGGGGCUCCUGUGUGGACCGAGUCAGCGGCUACGAUUGUCAAUGUCCCUCCACCUGGACUGGCCGGUACUGCACCGACGACGUGGACGAGUGCCAGCUGCAGCCCGAGCUGUGCCAGAACGGGGGCACCUGCACCAACCUGGACGGGGGCUACAGCUGCAUCUGUGUCAAUGGCUGGUCCGGCUGGGACUGCGGAGAGAACAUCAAUGACUGCACCGAGAGCUCCUGUGCGCACGGUGCCACCUGCCAUGACAAGGUGGCAAACUUUGUGUGUGAGUGCCCGCCGGGGAAAAAAGGUCUGUUCUGUCAACUGGACGACCCAUGCAUCAAUAACCCAUGCCACGCUAACGCGGUCUGCGAGAUGAACCCCCUGACAGGAGAGGCCAUGUGUGAGUGCCCGCUUGGAUUCACUGGGCAGUCAUGCAAGCACGACAUUAACGAGUGCUCGAUGGAUGUUAAUCCUUGUGAGCUGAAUGGGCACUGUGUGAACACCGUGGGGUCCUUCGAGUGUCACUGCCUGGCAGGAUACACGGGCGCCCGAUGUGAGCUGGACAUCAACGAGUGCCGGUCGAACCCGUGCCGGAAUGAAGCCACGUGCCUGGACCAGAUCGGCGAGUUCAAGUGCAUCUGUAUGGCAGGUUACGAAGGCCUGUUCUGUGAGAUCAACACCGAUGAAUGCCAAAGCAAUCCCUGCCUGAACCACGGUGCUUGCCAGGAUCUGGUGAAUGGCGUGCGGUGCCUGUGCGCCCCAGGGUUCACUGGGCAGCGGUGUAGCGUCGACAUUGACGAGUGCUCCAGCUCACCUUGCGCCAACGGAGGGAAGUGUCUCGAUGGCCCUGGGCACUACCACUGUGAGUGUCCCGAAGGAUUCACGGGCCCACUCUGUCAGAUGGAUAUUGAUGAGUGUUCCCAAAGCCCGUGCCACGCUGGGACCUGCUGGGAUGGCGUGGCCGGCUUCACCUGUGUCUGCGUUCCCGGGUACACAGGGGGGCUGUGCGACACGGAGAUGGACGAGUGUCUGAGCAAGCCAUGCCAAAACGGUGGGCAAUGCACUGACCUGGUGAACGGCUAUCGGUGCGCCUGCCCACCGGGCAUCACAGGGCCUGUUUGUGAGAUUGUCAUUGAUGAUUGCGUGGGUAAUCUCUGCCACUCUGGACAAUGCAAAGAUGAUAUCAACAGUUACAUCUGUGUGUGUGACCCUGGCUUCACAGGAUCUCGGUGCGACGUUGACAUCGAUGAGUGUGUCUCCAGUCCCUGUUAUAAUGGUGGUACCUGCCAGGACGGGGUGAAUGGGUUCACCUGUGUGUGCCCCGAGGGAUAUUCUGAUGCUCAGUGUUUGUCCAGGCUGGAGCAUUGCCAGAGCAAUCCGUGUGCACAGGGGACCUGCCUCAACCACGACAGUAGGUUUAUCUGCGUUUGCCAGGCUGGCUGGACAGGACCCACGUGCCAGGAGGAGGUGAAUGAAUGUGAGUCGGUGCCCUGCGGUCACGGAGGGACAUGUGUCCACCAAGACCACGGCUACAGCUGCCUCUGCCCGACCGGUUUCACAGGUCAGCAGUGUGAGGACAAUCAGGACGACUGCCUGUCUGAACCCUGCCUGAACAACGGCCACUGCCUGGAUGGUGUCGCCAGCUACCUCUGUCAGUGUGAGCUCCCCUACACAGGUCUACACUGUGAGACGCUCCUCGCUCCCUGUGCUCAGGACCCCUGCAGAAAUGGCAGCAGCUGUAUCGAGUCUGCAGACUACCUAUCGUUCUCUUGUGUCUGUCAGGAUGGGUGGAGAGGGCGGCUUUGUGAGGAGGACAUCAAUGAAUGUGUCUCUGACCCAUGCCAUAAUGGAGGGCAGUGCCAGAACUUCCACGGCGGAUACACUUGCCAAUGCCAACCAGGCUACAGUGGCCAGCUCUGCGAUGUGGACAACGAUGACUGCUUACCCAACCCAUGCCAAAAUGGCGGCUCCUGCGAGGACGGGGUGGACUCCUUCACCUGCUCCUGCCCUGCGGGUUUCGCCGGCAACCGUUGCCAGGACGACGUGGACGAGUGUGGCAGCGACCCGUGCCGGAACGGGGGCACGUGCGACGACUGCGUCAACGGUUACACCUGCAGCUGCCCCCUGGGGUACGAUGGCGUCCACUGUGAGAACGAUGUGCCGGACUGUACUCCGAGCUCCUGCCUGAACGGAGGCACGUGCAUCGAUCAAGUGGCCAACUUCACCUGCCAGUGCCCGGUCGGGUUCGAAGGUCACUACUGCCAACAGGAAGUCAACGAGUGCGACUCUCAGCCCUGCCUGAACGGAGGCACUUGCCAGGAUGGCUAUGGGACCUACAAGUGCUCCUGUGCUCAGGGCUACACAGGCGACAGCUGCCAGACUCUGAUAAACUGGUGUGCCAAGCCCGUGUGUAAGAACGAUGGACGUUGCGAGCAGGUGAAAAAUACCUUCCACUGCGUGUGCAAGAUGGGCUGGUCGGGUCUUUACUGUGACGUUCCCAAGGUGUCCUGCGAGGUUGCAGCCGCGCGCCGAGGUGUGGAUGUCACAUGGCUGUGCCAACAUGGUGGGCAAUGUGUCGAUGCGGGAAACUCCCACUACUGCCAGUGCCAGGCGGGCUUCGAGGGGAGUUACUGUGAGACGGAGACGGACGAGUGCCAUCCUGACCCCUGCCAGAACGGAGCCACCUGCCGGGAUCUGGUGGCCAAGUAUUCCUGCCAGUGUAUGCCGGGUUUCUCCGGGACAAACUGCUCCGAGGAGAUCGAUGAGUGUCAGUCCCAGCCCUGUCACAACGGUGGGAGCUGCAUCGAUCUGAUUGACAGCUUUAAAUGUUCCUGUCCGUACGGUACCCAGGGGGUACAGUGUGAGCUGGAUGUGGAUGACUGUUCCCUGGGGUUAGCGGACCCCCAGCCGCGGUGUUACCACGGUGGACGGUGUGUGGACAGGGUUGGGGGAUACUCGUGUCAGUGUCCGGCCGGCUACGUGGGCGACCGCUGUGAGGGAGACGUCAACGAGUGUCUGUCAAACCCAUGCCAGGCGGCGGGCACACGGUCCUGUGUCCAGCUGGUCAAUGCCUACCGCUGUGAGUGCCAGCCUGGAUAUACAGGCCCACGGUGUGAAUCGCUGGUUGACCACUGUGCGAGUGGGCCGUGCCUGAACGGAGGCAGCUGUGUCCUCACCCUCAACACGCCGUUCGGAUUCCUGUGCCGAUGCCCCGCAAAUUCCAGUGGAGGCCGGUGUGAGAUCGCCAGCUCCUGUGGGAUCCUGCCAUGCCGGAACGGUGGGCUCUGUGUCUCGGGACGCUGCGUCUGUCCGCCCGGCUACGGGGGUCCGGACUGCUCGGCUGCGGAAGGCUGCACCCAGGAGGGGGACCCCGACUGUCGGAGCAGGGGAAGGCCACCCUGCCUGAGGGAGGAGGAGGCCGGAUCCCGGGAGGUUCCCUCACGCUGCUCCCGCCCUCCCGGGGAGGGGGACGGCCAGGGGGUCAGCGGCUGCCCCUCCCGGCGAUGCCAGGACCUGGCGGGAGACGGGACGUGCGACGCGGACUGCGACGGGCCGUCCUGCGGCUGGGAUGGGGGUGACUGCCCUGGGGACCCCUGGUGGAGGUGCACCCAACGCCAUCACUGCCGUCACCGCUUCCGGGACGGCGCCUGCGACCGGGAGUGCGACACUGCCCACUGCCAGUUCGACGGCUUCGACUGCCUGAGCCAGCCCAGGCCCUGCAACCCUGCGUAUGGGACCUACUGUCAGCACCACUACAAUGACGGGCACUGUGACCGGGGCUGCAGCACAGCUGGCUGUGGCUGGGACGGCACAGACUGCCAGCGGCCAGAGGAGGAGAGGGGGCAGGAGGAGGAGGUGGGAGGAGGGAGCUUCGCCGGCGGCACCCUGGUGCUGGUGACCGGCCUGAGUCCCGGGGAGCUGCGCGCCUCCCUCUCCAGCUUCCUGUGGAGUCUGGGCCUGGCCCUGCACUCUGCCGUGAGGGUGAGGAAGUCACCGGGGGGUGGCGACAUGAUCUACCCCUACCGAGGGCACCGGGACCUGGACGCGCUGGUGCUGCUGGUCUACAACGUCAGCGGCACCCAGGGGAACCGCCGGCACGUCAGGGAGCUCAGCCGUGCCAACACCGAGGAGGAUGACGAGGGGGAGGAGGAAGGGGGACCCGAGGCCAUUGGGUGCAUCGUCUUCGUGGAGAUCAGCGCCCAGGCCUGCCUGGCCACCUACACCUCCUGCCUCUCCACCGUCCUCGACGCCGCUCUGUUCGUGGCGGCGCUGGCAUCGUCGGGGAACGGCAGCGCCGCCUUCCCCUUCCCGCUGCGGGCUGUGGGCGUGACGGCCGAGAAAGGUGCCAAGCCGGUCUCGUUUCCCUGGAAGCUGACCGGAAUCUCGCUCGCCGUCCUCUUCGCGGCCGCUGUCGGAAUCUCGGUGGGUCUCCACGUCGCCCGGAGACAGAGGCGGAAGCGCGCCCCCCUCUGGCUGCCCCCGGGCUUCACCCCGCGUAAGGAGCCCAGGAACUACAAGAGGAGGGAGCCGGUGGGAGAAGACGCCAUUGGCAUGAAGAUCCUGAACCAGGAAACUGACUGUGAGGAUGAAGAAGACAAUCAAAACUCCUUAGCAGACCAUCCACCCAGCCACAGGAAAUCCAAGUCUGAGGUGAUUCCAAUCCUGCCUGAUAACCGGAAGUGGACCCAGAAACACAUCAAGGCUGUUGUCAAUGUUCCUCAGUCUGUAGCACUUACCCCACCCCAGGAUAACACAGAGUGCAUGGAUGUUGAUGCUAGAGGUCCAGACGGAGUGACCCCGCUGAUGGUGGCAGUGCGAGCAGCCGGAGACCCGGACUCGGGGUUGGGCGAGCUGGAGGCCCAGGACGGUUUGGCGAGUGUUAUCUCGGACCUGAUUGGCCAGGGGGCGAGCCUGCAGCCGCAGACGGAUGUGACCGGGGAGACGGCGCUGCACCUAGCCGCCCGGUUCUGUCGGGCAGACGCUGCCAAGUGCAUGUUGGACAUGGGCGCAGACACCAACGCUCAGGACAGAUCGGGCCGUACCCCCUUGCACACCGCCGUGGCGGCUGACGCACAGGGAGUCUUCCAGAUCCUCUUGCGUAACAGGUUGACAGACGUGGACGCGCGGAUGCACGAUGGGACGACACCGCUAAUCCUGGCAGCUAGACUCGGCAUCGAUAACGUGGCAGAGGAGCUCAUCAACUGCAACGCAGACGUCAACGCGACGGACAAUCACGGUAAAUCCGCUCUGCACUGGGCUGCUGCUGUCAACAACGUGGACACCGUCAGGGUGCUCCUGCGAAAUGGGGCCAACAAAGACCUGCAAGACCACAAGGAGGAGACCCCUCUGUUUCUCGCUGCCCGGGAGGGGAGUUACGACACGGUGAGGUUGUUGUUGGAGGACCAGGCGAACCGGGAUCUUCCUGACCACCUGAGCUGCCUCCCCGUGGAGGUGGCUGCCGAGCGUCAACACCACGACAUCGUCGAGCUGCUGGGGGAGCGGUGUGGGCCCAGAAGCCUGGACCAGGCCUCGGGCCUGACUCCCUCCGCCUUCCCCCCUCCCCCGGAGCCUGACCCUCGCCCCUCUCAGCCCCAGGCCCCCAGGAAGAAGGCGGGUCGGCAUUACUCCCCUCGGGGGCACGCCCUUGUGCCCCCUCACCCCCCCCAGAUCGAUCUGAACCACUCCCUGUACGUGCCUCCGCCCUCCUGCUACAGGGCGCCUUGCCCUUUCCCAGGCCCGGGCGCCCCUCGCCGUUUCCUGCUGGGUCUCCCUGAUUCCCAGGCCUGGAGGCCCAGCCCACCCUGGGCUGGCUGCGGAGUGACCGAGGGACCCGGUCCCCCCUCCACUGCCAGCCCCUACCCUACCCCUCCAUCCCAGCAUGGAUACCCGUCCCCUCCUGACCCCGAGCCUCCAGCUCAGGCUCUUCAGGGUGGCCCGGGGAGACACCCAUUCCUCACCCCCUCCCCCGAGUCUCCCCCCGAGGCCUGGUGCAGCUCCUCACCCCCUCCCCACACCGAGCUCCCCACCUGGCCCGAGGGACUCAUCAGCCCCGCCUCUUAGAGACAGGCAGGAGCCGCCCGGUUCACACUCACACACACCCACACACACCCACACCCACACACUUACUCACACACUCCCACACCCACACACUCACUCACACACUCCCACACCCACACACACCCACACCCACACACUCACUCACACACUCCCACACCCACACCCACACACUCACUCACACACUCCCACACCCACACACUCACUCACACACUCCCACACCCACACACACCCACACCCACACCCUCACUCACACACUCCCACACCCACACACUCACUCACACACUCCCACACCCACACACACCCACACCCACACACUCACUCACACACUCCCACACCCACACCCACACACUCACUCACACACUCCCACACCCACACACUCACUCACACACUCCCACACCCACACACACCCACACCCACACCCUCACUCACACACUCCCACACCCACACACUCACUCACACACUCCCACACCCACACACACCCACACCCACACACUCACUCACACACUCCCACACCCACACCCACACACUCACUCACACACUCCCACACCCACACACUCACUCACACACUCCCACACCCACACACACCCACACCCACACACUCACUCACACACUCCCACACCCACACAUUCACUCACACACUCCCACACCCACACACACCCACACCCACACACUCACUCACACACUCCCACACCCACACCCACACACUCACUCACACACUCCCACACCCACACACUCACUCACACACUCCCACACCCACACACACCCACACCCACACACUCACUCACACACUCCCACACCCACACACUCACUCACACACUCCCACACCCACACACACCCACACCCACACACUCACUCACACACUCCCACACCCACACCCACACACUCACUCACACACUCCCACACCCACACACUCACUCACACACUCCCACACCCACACACACCCACACCCACACACUCACUCACACACUCCCACACCCACACAUUCACUCACACACUCCCACACCCACACACACCCACACACUCACUCACACACUCCCACACCCACACCCACACACUCACUCACACACUCCCACACCCACACACUCACUCACACACUCCCACACCCACACACACCCACACCCACACACUCACUCACACACUCCCACACCCACACACUCACUCACACACUCCCACACCCACACA
Hemiscyllium ocellatum (epaulette shark) is the source of this 8184-nucleotide messenger RNA. Its product is annotated as neurogenic locus notch homolog protein 1-like. NCBI's taxonomy places the organism in Eukaryota, Metazoa, Chordata, Chondrichthyes, Orectolobiformes, Hemiscylliidae. The transcript has 34 exons. The record is from RefSeq and is a predicted model, not a curated record. Gene Ontology annotation, cellular component: protein-containing complex; plasma membrane. Gene Ontology annotation, molecular function: protein binding; calcium ion binding. The coding region runs from base 151 to 7005 and encodes 2284 amino acids. Gene Ontology annotation, biological process: multicellular organism development; heterophilic cell-cell adhesion; cell differentiation.